Molecule: messenger RNA, 3515 nt
Organism: Syngnathoides biaculeatus (alligator pipefish)
Lineage: Eukaryota; Metazoa; Chordata; Actinopteri; Syngnathiformes; Syngnathidae
Gene: ifnlr1
Product: interferon lambda receptor 1
Exons: 7
Coding region: 140-1807 (555 amino acids)
Molecular function (GO): protein binding
Source: RefSeq, a predicted model, not a curated record
GCGCAGCGGGGAUGGUCAGCAACAGUGGCGUGAAACCCGAGGCGACUUUUAACUCUUACUCUGGUGUCAUGGAACACUUUGGAGGACAGUUAUUGGCAGUGCUUUAACUAAUAUCCCUAAAAAAAAAAAAAAAAAAAAGAUGUGGUCUGUCGCGGUCAUUUUUCUGCUUCUCUUCUGCUAUGCUUGCCUUUCCACCGGCAACGGCAAAGUCUACUUUAACUCCAAGAACUUUUUCAACGUGCUCCACUGGGACGCGAGGGAAUCUUCGCACCCUGACCAAAAGGUCUUCUACAGCGUCCAGUACAAGAGGUAUGAAGAUGGUGAGACUUACCAGGAGAAGCGCGAAUGUCAGAAUAUCAUCGCGCUUAACUGCAACCUGACGGCAGAAACACCGUCGCUCCCGGACGUUUACUACCAGGCGCGCGUGUACGCCAACGGGCAGGUACACGGAUGCAGCAAGAGGUUCAAACCCAUCGCGCACACGACUCUGGGUCGAGCCAAUGUGUCUACAGGCGUGACCCCGACGUCCUUGGACAUCAGGGCUGAGGUUCCGCUGGGACCGGACGGCGUCUCCCUGGCGGAUAUCAUCAGGAGGAGCAAAAAAGGGCAUGUCAAUACUUCCAUUCAAUACACCUUCAACCUCACCUCCCCCGAGUGGGCUGUACAGCACCACAGUAGCCUAUCUGCUCACCUUGUCAUCAACUUGAAAUCCGACCAAAGCAAGUACUGCGGCUACGUCGUCUACAAGCCUUUGUGUGAGUGGGGGCGCCCAGACAGUGAGAAGGCCACAUUCUGUGUAACAUUACCAGGUGACCCUUAUAAGAUUUUGCCAUGGCCCCUCACGAGCGCCGCCCUACUAGCAGUCGUUGUCAUGUCGUCAUUUGGAGUUGUGCGCGUCUACGUGAAGGGCAGGACGAACAGGAGGCUCCCGCUGUCACUGGAAUUAGAUACUCCAAGAGAACUGCCGAAUAUCCAGCAUCCACCAGAGAGGAAUCUGGUUAUUUCCAGUGUGAUGAUGGAGGCUCAAAAUGAGCAAAUUUUUGUGUACAAUUACGCACGUGUACGUCCUAAGCCAAACGGGGCUCGUGUUGGACCUCUUGGAAACUAUUCCACGCAAAACAUUCCUUGCCAACCCUGGCUUGGUACUACGGGUUCAUCAGUGGAGAGGCCGAAUAGCCAGGCAUCCAGCAGCCAGGUUUCUGUUGUCUACAGUUCCGUGGUGCCAGCGGUUCCGACAGAACAGAACAAGCUCCCGAGGGUCCUCGUAGAGGACGAGGAAAAAAUAUCAUUUCUCACACAACACACACCCUGCAUGGACAUCAAUUCAGGUGGACAGAUGCACUUGCAAACGGUGCGAGACGCCAAUGGAGAACUUAAGUUGACAUCCCUCGCUUUCCAGGAAGAGAGCUGUCCUGUGGGAAAACCCCUUCUCUCAGAACUCUAUGAAUCUGAAGAGGAGGCCUCAGUUUUAGCUCUGCUGAAGCGCCUGGAUAGCUCUGAAUCGUCAGACUCCGGGUGUGUCGAGGGGACCCAAAACACGCCGACCCUGACUGACUGUAACCCAACUCACUUGGCGCCUUUUGGAACUUACCUGAGCAAUAAUGUACCAGCCUUAGUGGCCAAUCCGGCAUCAGGGUACAAACAGAAUUGGAUGCCGCUAGACCCCACGCCAAACAAAAAUCAGGACUACAUGAGGAGAACCCACCCUUGGACUUUUCCUGGAGAAGCCGAGGACAGGGAGUUUAACGAGUAUGAAGGAUCAGGACAAAUAUUUCUUGAAGAUUGGGUGUUGCAAAUACAACAGUAAUCCUUUACUGUUUUCACAAUGUCCUACAUAUAUAUGAUGGAGCUAAUUCUGUUCAUGUAUCUUUCAGUGAGGUUUGAGCUCGAAGAACUACAAACCAAGAACCUUACAUUUCAGCCACUCCAGGACUAAAGUGUCUUCUGAUUGACUGGCAACCAGUUUAUUUUACGUGCCCUGUCAUUGACUCGUGACAAGUCCGUUUGUCUUUAUGUGCCUCGCAACUUCACUGGCGACCAGUCCACGGUGUAUGCCACCUUUUGCCCAAAGUCCACUUGGCUCCCUUUCUCCCGCAACCCCAAUGAGGAUAAGCACUAUACAAACUAGACUGAUGGUUUAUUGACUCUGCAGAAUCACAAUAGUGCUUUUAUUUUAAAUCGGUAGAACUUUAUGAAAUUAUUUUCCCUUCUAUAAAUCAAGACAAAGAAGUGACAGAAAUGUUUGACAGGGAUAGCCAAGGAUUGACUGGGUUUGUGGUGAUGAAAAAUUUGGGGAGUUUAUGUUAACUUUGAGGGGUCACUGAUGGUGUAGUGGUACACACGCCCGCCUUUGGUGCGGGUAGUGCAGGAUCGAUUCCUGCUCAGUGAUGGUAUCGAUAUCUGCCUUGCGACUGACUGGCGACCAAUUCAGGGUGUAGUCUGCCUUUCGCGCGAAGCUAGCUGGGAUAGGUUCCAUCCUUCCUGCUACCCUUGUGAGGAUAACCAGCUUGGAUAAUGACAUGACAUGUUAACAUUGCAAAACCCUGGAGGUGUUCCGUUCUUACAGCAGAAACUUAAACGAAAAUUUGUAUGUAACUCCGAAUGUGCCGUAGUCUAUUAACAACCUACACUAACUGAAUAUGAAAGGCAGAAUUCCUGUAAAUAUUUGUAUGAAAAAGACAUAUUGGUCAAAAACAUAAAAGAAACUAAAAAAACUAAGUUUGACGGUGACUGAGAAGUACCUUCUUGUGUAGUGUGAUCACAUUUUCUUAGUGUGUGCUGUUCGUCGACUCAGAAUCAGCACUCACUGUGUGCUGCUUUAGUUUUUGUGAAUACAGGGCAGAUGAGCGAAAAGUGGAGUUUGUUCCAUAAUAAGACACUCAUUUGCAACAUUAAAAAACAACAUAUCAAUGCAAUCUCCUUCAACCCUGUGGACUUGUUAUUAUUCAACUAUAAGAGAUAAACAGUUAGGUCACAAGAACGAAAGGGUAAAAAUUACCAAAUAGGUUCUCCAGUCUGACUGAUUAAUAUAUUUUUUCACAUAAUUUACAUAUUUCUGUAUUCAUUAAUCAAAAUGCAUUAAAAAGAAAUUAAUCUGUUUACAAUUGGCACUGCGGACUGGUUUGUUCUCCUCACUGUUUGAUGUUCCCACAGCCCUGGUUAAAUAAAGUGUGUCAACAAACUCAAAAGGGUCAAGGUUUAAGCAUGGCUGAUAACAAAUAUAGGUUACAUUAUCGUUCAUGCACGUGUUGUAAAGUAAUGAUGGGAGUGCGGGCUAGAUAAAACGGGGAUGUGGCUCAAAGGAGAAGACUGAAUCCAGGGCAUAAACUGGCCACUUGUGUACAUUGAAAAUCUUGUUGGGUUAUUUAAAAUGUGUCAUUUUAUUUUAUUUCAUUGAAUGAUUGGAUGAUCAAUUGAAAAAUGCAUACGGCAUACUCUACAUUUGUGAAAUUGUGCUAAUUAUUAUAAAUUUAAGCAUAAAUCAAAUAAGAGGAGAAUCCAUUGUUUUAUCAAAA